Messenger RNA from Cylindrotheca closterium, 1119 nucleotides. The record is from the annotation of a GenBank genome assembly. NCBI's taxonomy places the organism in Eukaryota, Bacillariophyta, Bacillariophyceae, Bacillariales, Bacillariaceae.
AUGACAGAUGGGGCAAAAUUUGCAUUCAUUCAUGCUGCUCAUCGAUGGCCGGAUGCCAUUCAUGCGGCUCUGUGGCCAGCCGCUCUCAAAAACUACACUAAUCUGAAGAAUUUGCUUCCAACCAAAUACACGCCUGAAAUCAAAGUGAGAGGACGCAUCAAGCAACAUGCCAAAUACAAAGACUCUCCCAUAUCAAAGAUGGCCCAAGUUGAAGUGGAACCGAAUCUUGAUCAUUUUCAUUCUUUUGGAUCUCCGGUGUACGGGCUUGAAGACAGCUUACAAGCCCAACGUUCACACAACAAAUGGGCGGAUCAGAGUCGAGUAGGCAUAUUCCUUUGCCACUCUCCCAAUUAUGCAUCCAGUGUACCAUUAGUGCUGAACACAAGAACAGGCAACGUGUCUCCCCAGUUCCAUUGUAUCUACAACGAUGCUUUUGACACUUGUAAGAGAGAUGUCCAUUUUACCUCAUCUUGGCAACGCAAAGCUCAGAAUCAGAAUCAACAGGAGGUUCCGCUGCCGGCCGUACCCCAAUUCAUCACACAAUGGGACGACGAACAUACCAUUGGAGAACUAACCGACGACUUCAACACUACAGAAGAUCCCAAGACAAUUAUCUCUCCUCCGAGAGAAAACCAAGAAUCUGAACAUGCAUCAAUUCAGGAACCCGAAAUACGAAGGACCAGAUCAGGACAACAUUCCAGACCAAAUCCAAGAAUAUUCAACGACCAAAUGGCAACCGCCAACUCUGCAUAUCUAGAAACUUUUUCACCAGCUCUCGACCAUGAAGAGCUCCAAGGGCAUGAACUACUACAAGCGGAUCACUCAGAGGAGCCACACCCAUUUGCAUCAAUCUUUGCACUUGCUGGAUCAGCUGAUCCAGACACUUUGACAUUUGACAAAGCAAUGAAGGCUCACGACCGAGCCAAAUUCAUCAAAGCCAUGUACAAAGAACUUGGCGAUCACAUUGGAAGAAAGCAUUGGAAGGUUGUACCCAUCAGAAGUAUUCCAACAUACAGUGGCAAAACAGCAAUUCCCAUGGUUUGGGCGAUGAAAAGAAAGAAGAACCUCCUUGGGGAGAUAGUCAAGUGGAAAGCUAGAUUGUGCGCUGGCGGCCAUUGA